AUGGAUGUUAGCAAGUUGUUAAAAAAUGUGAACAAUCUGAACGAUUAUAUAUCCGCAACACAGGAUUUAAUAACAAAAUUUUCAAACUCGAAAAUUCAAUUCAACAUGUCGACUGUUCUCGCAUUAAAUAAAAUCAGAUCAAUUGAAAUAGAAUAUUUUAAUAAGUGUGAUGAAAAUGGUGCGGCGUUAAAAAUACUUGAACUUAUGUUGCAAACGCCACCGUCCAAAACAUGGGGUCUGCUUGGAAAAGAGCUAAUAUCCUUGAUGCAAUAUUGGCUGGAUGCUCUUCGCAAGCAUCUGAUAGUGCACAAUAACCACUGGUGGAAUUUUUUGAGCGUAUUAUUGAAGUUUAUGCAGGAAAUAUGUUUAAAAAAUCGCACAAUAAAUGAUAUCCUAGUUCAAGAAACAGCAGAAUGUUUAUUAGAUAUAGCAACUAGAAAUCAACCAAACCUAGCCCAGAGAUACAAGAUAAUUCAGUGUUUGAACAAAUUCUGUGCAGAGUCUAGUAGGGAAGUCAGAUAUGGACUGAAAAUGAAAUUUGAAAUUUAUUUCAUAAAACUGUCAAGAAUAAUGGUAUCGUGUGGCGAUCUGAGAACCCAGUAUGGCAUAAUUGAAACAUUAUUACGAUGGCUUCUACCCCGCCAAGAUUUAGCAGUUCGGAGGGAUGCAUCUACUAAAUGGUUUCCAAGUAGCUUACAUGGAAGUAAAGCCAUUGAUAUAUUCUUAAGGCGACCAUGGCAAAACUUUUUGAGGGAUGCAAGGGAUUUUCUAAAUGCACUCAACGAAGCUAGUGAUGAUAUCACUUCGGUGCUUUGCAGAAAAUUUUCUGUAGGAAAAAUAUGUUUAAUAUCUGGCACAGAUAAGAAAGACUAUUGGAUUGAUCUGAAUACUGGUAGCAAAUGUAUAUCCAUGAUCUUGGAACCCAAACUUUUAGAAGUUUUAGGCAGUUCAUUGUCUCUGUGCGAUGCGUUAGUUAUUAAUGAAGAUAAUACAAAUACCGUUCAAAUGCACGGUGGUUCGGAAAUUCUCAUAACGCUGACGGUAAUGGACCCUCGACGUAUGCACCCGUCGAAUGUUCUAGAAGGUUGUGACGUCACGAUCGCCAUAAGCAGCAGAAGUGAUCUGGGAAGAGUGGAUAGAGUUUUGAGAAACAUCUUUGAUAGUAAAUAUCAGUUGCUAAUAGAUAUUAAAAAAUGUAUGGAGCUAUCACCUCGGCGUGAACACGAAGGAGCACGAAGGGCAGAUACAUCUGGAGAUGAAGGGAGAUUCUCACAUCCUGUAGAUUUUCAACGCGGAAAACAUUCAGGUUACAUAAUCAGGCCCAGGAACCCAGUCUCAUGGCAGUCACCAUCUACCGCGUCGACUUCUUCACUGGCUAUGUUACGAGAAAAACUAACAGCUUUCCCAGGGUACAGAUUCGAUAAAGAACCAGUGAGUGUUUGCGCUUUACCACAACUAUCCAGUGUUACAGAAGUAAGCGAAACAGACGAACGAUAUGGAUCGAAUGCAUCUCAAAGUACACUGAAAAUUCGGCCCUACGGCGUUUGUCAUAAGAAGUACAGGACCGGUGUAGAUAGGACGUCUCUAAGUGAUACAGAAAGUUUGAAAAAGAGAGAUGAUAAAACUCUAUGCAUUUCCCCUGUAAUUAACGAUGAUGAUAACUCUAUCAGCUGUCUUCUCGUAGCUACGAUAGGAUCUGCUAGUGAUUCUGUUAUAAAUGACACGUUGGAACGUUUACCGAAGGAUAAAAAUAUACAUACAGAUAACAUAGUUAAUAUGCUAGCACAGGAAGCUUUGAAUUCUACACGAAACAUUAAUUACAAUAAAGCUGACAGUGGUAUCAUAACAAGCGAAAAAAACUCACAGGAUAACGAUCGUGUGAAAGAAAAUGCACCAUUUAUAAAUAAUACAAUUAAAGUUAAAAAAUCUAGAAUAAAUAAAAAGUCAAAACGAGUUAACAAUUCAACCACUACCGAUGAAUCGAACACCGAAGUUAUUGAAGACACUCCACAUUCUGUUAACGUUAGAAAUAAAGACUUAAUCAACGAUUCCGUUGUUAAGCAAACUUACGAUAUUCAAGCUGUAGAAGAGUUUUUCUCGCAGCAUUGCGUAGAGAACAGGAACGGUGAUUUGGUCAUAAGUCCGACGUUAGCUAAGAAAAUAAACGAGACAAGUUCGGAAACAAGUGAAUCAUUCGAUUUCUGUCCUAUAAUGAAUGAAGAAGCCGACUUCAAUGAAAUAGAAAUUAUUGAAUGUAUCAAUGAAAUUGUUGAUACUGUUUGUCAAGACUUUGAAAACUGUUCCCAAUAUUUGAAUGAUGAUGCAGAAAUAAAUAAUGAUACAAGAAAUAAAAAAGUGUUAAAUAAAACUGUCGCACAUCAAGACAAAACUCAAGAAAUAUUAAAAAAUAAUCGGAAACCAAUCAAAGAAAUAAAACUUAAGUUUAAAAAUACAAAGAGACAAGUGAAAACGCGUGGCAGAAAGAAAACUAAAUUAGAUACAGCGAUAGUUAAGAGGAUGUCCCCCAUAAUAGAAAGAGAUAGCGUAAUGGAAGAUACAGAAAACGGAAAUAAUCCCGAUCUAAAACAAUCAGAUGAUUCCGAAACUCCAUUAAUAAAACGGAAAAGAAAGUUGUAUUCUCCAAAAGACGAUCACGUGUUAAAUGAAAGAACUGGUGUUCAUGUAUCUGAAACUGAAGAAGAUACUAUUCUAUCCGGUAUUAAAAGAAAUGAUAAAACACCCAAAUCUUUGGCAACCUCCUACAAGGAUAUAGAGAAUUUACGUCGCAGGUCGAUAAGGAAAUUACGUGAUCGUAAAUCUAAGAGUGCUCCAUCGCUUUCGCCUCGAACUAAAAACAUGAAUGAUAUGUUUGAUAACCUCAAAAAAACCACAGAAGGAGAAGAAAAAGUUGUUUUAGCUAGUAAAAAAACCAGAAACAAACAUUAUGCUGUGUAUAAUUUUACCAGCGAUAGUGAGGAUGAGGAUUUUAAAAUAAAAAAGAAUGUAAAAAAUCUUUCUAGAACAACAACUAAAAGUAAUAUAGAAUUAAGAGAUCGACGUAGACGAAGCAAUGCAAAGGUCAACUAUUCUGAAUUAAACAAUGAUUCCACAGAUGAACAAAAUAAUAAAAACAUGAAACGCAAAAACGUUCGGCAGAGGACAAAGAAAAAUGAACGAAAGUCGAGAAUAUUGAAACCGAAAAACGAGAUGAUUGAUGAACGAAUGAGAAAAGCAGCUCCAGAAAUGUUUAACACGUCUUUAAUAAUUGAACAACAGAAUGAAGAACCGGUUGACCCGGAACCGUCUCACCUCGAGCCACAAAUGGAAUAUAUAGCUGAUGAAAAUAUAGAUGAAAACACAACAGUCACCAAGAAGAAGAGAUCUAAGCGAAAUAAAACAGAUUUAUCUUUGAAAAAAGUAAAAACUAGACCGAAUAAAAUAAUUGCAGAUAUAAGUGAUAGGGAUAAAACAGAAAGUCCUUUGCCAGGGCUCAUUAUUGAAAGAGAACAGGAAAACAAAGAUGCAGAUGAAUCUAUUUCAGUACUGAUGCUUGAGAAAUUUAAAGAUAUAUGCAGAGACGGUACUAUGCCAGAUAUAUCAGAGCUAAACAAUACCCAGAAUUUAUUGUCAGAUUUAGACCAUAAUAACAACAGUCCCAAAUUAAACAUAACAAACGAAUUUAAUAAUGUUAAUGAAAAUCAAUAUAACUUCACACCUGUAAAUAAAAAUAAAACUGAAAAAGUUGGAAAACAUAUAAAAACAAAUAAAAGUAAUAAUAAUUGGAAGAGACUAUUUAAACAAGAUACUAUUAACGACAGAUCUGAAUCAAAUAUUGACAUAAUUAAUAUAUCAGAUCGCGUCGAUUUAAUUUCGGAUAGGACAAUAGCUACGAUAGGAAAAUCACCGAUAACAGGACACGGAGACUGUGAUGAAUCACCGCCAAGUACAAAACAUCUAAAACAAUCUGUACUACCUAGAGGCUUAGAAACGCAGGAUCUAAAUCAAUCUAUGAAAGAUUAUUUCAAUAAACUAACAAAUGAACUAAACGAAGUAUACAAUAACUGUUCUAAUAAUUCUAGUAAAUCAAUAGAAGCUAUAAAAAAUGUUGAAAAAUCAUCAGUUGGAGCAUCAGCCAAUAUGUUUGAAAAAUCUCCUUCUGUAUCUAUACCGAGACUGUCCGCAAAGGAAAUAAGCAAAUGGUUACCACCACGCUACAAUUCUGUUUUUGGAUCCCACCAGAGUUCAGACAGUGACAUGUCUGUUCGUCAAACUAGGAGUUGUACGAGAAAAAGUAACAACGAUUCGAAUUUGAAUCAAAAAACUAAAGAUAAGACUACAAAGGGAGUCUACAAGUCGAUAAUAUCUCCAGUGAAACUGUUCGGGGAAUCAAACGUCAAAGAAAAAUCGGUUUCGUCUCAAGGUGACGAUUACGUUAACCACAUUAAAAGUUUAAUGACACACAAGAAGGAAAUAUCUAAACCGAACAUUUCUCAACCGAAACCGCCAAAAUACGAAUUGCGCAAAAACAAAAAUGUCAAUGAAAAUAAUUCUUGUAGUUCUAAAAUCAGCACUUCGACUGAUUUAAAAGAUCAGAGAUCUGGUAAAAGGAAAUCAUCUCCUGUAUUUGAAGUCAAGAAAAUGAGGAAAAUUGAUGACAACAAUAGUACAGAGAGUGUUCCUGAAAGCGGUCCAACUUGUUCUAGUAUACAAGAUUGGCUGAAAAGGAAUGAACGUGCGCAACUUAGAGGCACAGAGGAAAGUAUGGAUUUAUCUCUGAAAGAUAAUUUGGAGAAUAUAAUCGAGAAGUUAGACACGACGUUGGUUGAAAUUCAUCACAAAACAAGUAAAAAAUUUGUAAGUAUGUUCGUGGAGACACAGAAACAUUUAAAAGAGUUGAAGGAGAAACGACACCAAAUGUUCAAAGAGACUGCUAUGGAGGUGAUGUCGGAGGUAGUCAAAGUAAUGGACACGAAAUUUGCUAACUUUGACAGAAGAUCUCAGGAGCUCGAUGAGCAGUUUAUAUCUGAUCUCAAAGAAAAGGCACAAUAUCUUAUCCAUGAGGACUGCAAAGAGAAACGGGUUAUGGUAACAUUACUAAAGGAAGAUAUACAAUCGGUCAUGCAACAUAUAAAGAGUAAAUCAAUAGAAGCUAUAAAAAAUGUUGAAAAAUCAUCAGUUGGAGCAUCAGCCAAUAUGUUUGAAAAAUCUCCUUCUGUAUCUAUACCGAGACUGUCCGCAAAGGAAAUAAGCAAAUGGUUACCACCACGCUACAAUUCUGUUUUUGGAUCCCACCAGAGUUCAGACAGUGACAUGUCUGUUCGUCAAACUAGGAGUUGUACGAGAAAAAGUAACAACGAUUCGAAUUUGAAUCUAAAAACUAAAGAUAAGACUACAAAGGGAGUCUACAAGUCGAUAAUAUCUCCAGUGAAACUGUUCGGGGAAUCAAACGUCAAAGAAAAAUCGGUUUCGUCUCAAGGUGACGAUUACGUUAACCACAUUAAAAGUUUAAUGACACACAAGAAGGAAAUAUCUAAACCGAACAUUUCUCAACCGAAACCGCCAAAAUACGAAUUGCGCAAAAACAAAAAUGUCAAUGAAAAUAAUUCUUGUAGUUCUAAAAUCAGCACUUCGACUGAUUUAAAAGAUCAGAGAUCUGGUAAAAGGAAAUCAUCUCCUGUAUUUGAAGUCAAGAAAAUGAGGAAAAUUGAUGACAACAAUAGUACAGAGAGUGUUCCUGAAAGCGGUCCAACUUGUUCUAGUAUACAAGAUUGGCUGAAAAGGAAUGAACGUGCGCAACUUAGAGGCACAGAGGAAAGUAUGGAUUUAUCUCUGAAAGAUAAUUUGGAGAAUAUAAUCGAGAAGUUAGACACGACGUUGGUUGAAAUUCAUCACAAAACAAGUAAAAAAUUUGUAAGUAUGUUCGUGGAGACACAGAAACAUUUAAAAGAGUUGAAGGAGAAACGACACCAAAUGUUCAAAGAGACUGCUAUGGAGGUGAUGUCGGAGGUAGUCAAAGUAAUGGACACGAAAUUUGCUAACUUUGACAGAAGAUCUCAGGAGCUCGAUGAGCAGUUUAUAUCUGAUCUCAAAGAAAAGGCACAAUAUCUUAUCCAUGAGGACUGCAAAGAGAAACGGGUUAUGGUAACAUUACUAAAGGAAGAUAUACAAUCGGUCAUGCAACAUAUAAAGAGGUCGGACUGAUAUCCGAUAAUAUGAUAUAGAUAAUAUAUAUUUUUUAUUAAUUGUAAUUAAUUUCAAAAAUAUUGGUUUAAUAUAUAAUAAUAACACAUAGUGUUGCAAUUAUAAUUAUA
Molecule: messenger RNA, 6311 nt
Organism: Vanessa atalanta (red admiral)
Lineage: Eukaryota; Metazoa; Arthropoda; Insecta; Lepidoptera; Nymphalidae
Exons: 18
Coding region: 1-6201 (2066 amino acids)
Source: RefSeq, a predicted model, not a curated record